This is a messenger RNA of Mesorhabditis belari, 507 nucleotides long. The record is from the annotation of a GenBank genome assembly. Lineage: Eukaryota; Metazoa; Nematoda; Chromadorea; Rhabditida; Rhabditidae.
AUGACGAAACAGAUCCUUUGCGAGUUAACGCUCAUUUGGAAGAAACUUGGAAAACCGUACAAUCAUCAAGAUGAUCAACUAUUUCAUGAAUUCUGCGAAAAUCAUCUUUGGUUUGAUUGGAUUGACGAAAUGAAUGAUGAAUGGGAUGAUUCAAUGGGCGAGCCCACUCAUUUCAUUGUUGUUCGUGAUCCGAUCGAUCGUUUCACGUCAAUGUUUGGCUAUGUUUGUGGCUUGUACAAGAAUUGCGGCCAGGGAACGGAUUCAAUUCACGUGACAGCACAACUUGUCUACGAGAUGUUGAUGUAUGAGAGGGAACCGAUUGGAUUAAAUGAUUUGAAUCAAUUUAAACACCAUUUUGAGCCACAUACUUGGUAUUGUGAUAUCGGUUUGAAUCGAGAUCUCUAUGAAGUCGUUUAUUAUUCGCCGAAUCGUUUAUUAAAUAUGGCACAAAUGCAGAAGAUUUUCGAUCAAGCCGGCAUUCCGAUCGAGUACUCGAAACGAGUUAGU